Molecule: messenger RNA, 2614 nt
Organism: Pelobates fuscus (common spadefoot toad)
Lineage: Eukaryota; Metazoa; Chordata; Amphibia; Anura; Pelobatidae
Product: zinc finger protein 1 homolog
Exons: 4
Coding region: 452-1945 (497 amino acids)
Biological process (GO): regulation of DNA-templated transcription
Source: RefSeq, a predicted model, not a curated record
GGUAAUGUCAUUAUGGAGAUCAUCUACCUGCUGGCUGGAGAGUGAGGGAUUCUGGGUAAUGUCACCAUGGAGAUCAUCUACCUGCUGGCUGGAGAGGUGAGGGAUUCUGGGUAAUGUCAGUAUGGAGAUCAUCUACCUGCUGACUGGAGAGCUGAGGGAUUCUGGGUAAUGUCAGUAUGGAGAUCAUCUACCUGCUGGCUGGAGAGGUGAGGGAUUCUGGGUAAUGUCACCAUGGAGAUCAUCUACCUGCUGGCUGGAGAGGUGAGGGAUUCUGGGUAAUGUCAUUAUGGAGAUCAUCUACCUGCUGACUGGAGAGGUGAGGGAUUCUGGGUAAUGUCACCAUGGAGAUCAUCUACCUGCUGACUGGAGAGGUGAGGGAUUCUGGGUAAUGUCACCAUGGAGAUCAUCUACCUGCUGACUGGAGAGGUGAGGGAUUCUGGGUAAUGUCACCAUGGAGAUCAUCUACCUGCUGACUGGAGAGGAUUAUGUGGUUGUGAGGAAGUCUGGAGAGCAUGUCACACACAGCAGCAGGCCGAAUGUGUCAGAUGGUUUUUCCAGGACCCAGAACCCCAGCACAGUGUUUCCACCUCACCCACUGAUCCAUGAGAAAAAGAAUCAUCAGAAGAUCCUGGAACUGACCAAUCAAAUCAUCCACCUGCUGACUGGAGAGGUUCCUAUAAGGUGUGAGGAUAUCGCUGUCUAUUUCUCCAUGGAGGAGUGGGAGUAUCUAGAAGGACACAGGGAUCUGUACAAGGAUGUGAUGAUGGAAAGUCACCAGACCCUCAGCUCACUGGCAGAUAAAUCUAUACCCAUUGGAUUUAAUAACCCCAUUUCCUUACCUGAUGUUGGGACCAAAGAUAAAUCUGGAUAUAAGAUCAAUACCAGAGGAAAAUCUCAAAAAAUCAGCAGCACAGGACAGUCGGAAUCUGUCAAAUACCUGUCACAAGCAUCUCCAGCAUUUUCACAAGGAGGUUAUAUGGAUAUGGACAUUUAUAUACCAACAAAACAUACACAAACAGAAUAUCCAUCUACGCAGAUUAAGGGGGAAUCAGCUUUGUAUGAAGAAGGAAAUCUCGCAGACAUUAAUACAAACACAGAACAUAUACAGACAGACUAUCAAUUUACUGCUAUUAGGGAGGAAUCAGAGUUGCAUGUAAAGGGAAAUCUUACAGAUUUUGACAUUUAUAAACCCACAGAGAACACAAUGACAGAUUACACAUCUACGUAUAUUUUAGAUUACAAUAAUGAGAGCAUGGAUGCAGAGACUAAUAACUUGUCAGAAAUGAAGUGGACGACGGUAUGUGAUAAAUCUGCAUAUACACCUCACAAAAGAUCACGCCGUGCAAAAGGAAUGUUUAACUGCUUGGAGUGUCAGAAAAGUUUUACCAGCAACUCUGCCCUUAUCAAACAUCAGACAGCUCACAAUCGGAAUACACUGAUGUGCUCUGAAUGUGGAGAACAAUUUCACCUUAAAAUGGAUCUUGUAACACAUCAGAGAAUUCACGCAGGAGGGAAGUUAUUUGUUUGUUCUGAAUGUGGAAAACAUUUUUUUUACAAAUCAGAUUUUCUCAAACAUAAGAAAUAUCACAUGAGAGAGAAACUAUUUGCAUGCACGGAUUGUGGGAAGUCCUUUAUCCAAAAAAUUCACCUUGUCACACAUCAGAAGAUUCACACUGGUGAGAAACCAUUUGUGUGCUCAGAGUGUGGAAAACGUUUCACCCAGAAGCCCCACCUUCUCAGACACCAGAUGACUCACACGGGGGAGAAACCAUUUUCUUGUUCAGAAUGCGGAAAAUAUUUUAGCAAUAAUGCAUACCUUAUAAUCCAUCAGAGAGUCCACACAGGCGAGAAACCAUUUCCUUGUUCUCAAUGUGGGAAAAGUUUUACUAAUACCUCGAAUCUCUUUAGACAUCAGAGGAAACAUGAAGGAAGGAAGUCAUUUUAACGUUAGCCAUAUUUCUUCUUCCAACACUUCACUCACAUUAAAAUAGCUCAGUGUUCAUUAAAUGACUUUGCACUAUCAUUAUAGUAUAGGCAGGGCCAGAUUAAGCGGCAGUUGGGCCUGGUGUGGACAAUCAAGAUGGGCCUAAUUACAGAAGCUUUUCAACAGAAAACACUAAACUAGUUAUACCUCCCAAGCGUCAUGUAUCUGGUGGAGGUGGUGCUGGAGGGAAACUCAAAGGAUAUAGCUAUCAGAACACACAAACGCUAUGCUAAUUUAUCGCUUUCAGAUAAAUCCAUACCCCGUAACAGCAGUGUCUGGUGAAGCAGGAAUUCGGUGGUAAAAGGGUGGGCCACUUAUGUGAAUCAUGUAGCCAGAUCCGCCCAAAGAGACAAACAUGUCCAAAAAGAGGGUGUGUCUGCACGAUGAAUUAGAUGGUCAGGCUGCUUGCUAAUCAUGCAGGAUAAACAAGGAUAUACUGUUCGAAUAGCAUCCUGAGCUUGUCAUAAAUGUGUCUAAUGAUGCACUAGCUCUACGCUUUCUAAGCACUUGCUGGUCCUCUCCUAACCUAAGCCCCCAUGUUAAUCAGGCCCUCGGUAUAGGGACUGCUUCUAUCUUGUUCUGAAAUAUAUUUUUUUAUUAUCAAAGUUAAAUAAAGCAUAUAUGACUAUU